Molecule: messenger RNA, 9017 nt
Organism: Myxocyprinus asiaticus (Chinese sucker)
Lineage: Eukaryota; Metazoa; Chordata; Actinopteri; Cypriniformes; Catostomidae
Gene: smap2
Product: small ArfGAP2
Exons: 10
Coding region: 944-2200 (418 amino acids)
Biological process (GO): regulation of clathrin-dependent endocytosis
Molecular function (GO): GTPase activator activity
Source: RefSeq, a predicted model, not a curated record
CAUAGUCUGCAUGCCACCCCAUAACAAAAAAUGCUAGAUCCGCCCCUGCAACAAAUAAAGCUGACGGAACAAACGGAUGAAUUAAUUCUGUUCGGCAACGGUUUCGUACAGAGUCGAAUUUUCCCCACUGGAGGGCACUGUUCCCCAAAUUCUAAAUGUGCCACAAAGGGCAGUAAUUCACAUCAUUUACCAGAGAACAUCACGACCGCAAUUGUUCAUCUAAUGCUGGAUUUUGUUGUACGAUCUUACAGAUGUUAUAUGUGAUAACAGCGCUUGACUGCGAACCACAAGAAGACACAAACGAGGCACUGCGGUGACUAAGAGCGGAAACAGGAAAGCACAGCUGAGAUGUGUUAGGGGCCGUUCACACCGAACACGUCCUUGCGCUAAAUCAAGCUAGAUGCAGCGCCAGGACUAGAGCAGAGCACGGGUUUUUUGAACAUUUCCGUUGAAGCAAAGAAUUGUGGGUUGUGAGUGCCCACAAAGGAUACACCUCAUGCAUCCUCCGAAUUCCUGUUAAAGAAGUUCGCAUUCGAAGGCUGCAUUCGAAGUGUCCUACUCGCUUUUCUGAAACGAGACAGCCUCGAUGACGUAUGCGGCCAACAAACGCGACCUCCGGAGGACGCAUCCUUCCAAACGAGACAGCCGAUGUUUCUCUGAUACUGCGGAAGGAAAAGUUGGGGACCAGCGAAUGUACAGAAGGGAAUGUCUACUUGUUUUUGAAACAACCGUGUGGCUUUGAAGCAUCCAUUUUUUUCUCUUAGCAAGCAGUGUUAGUUUUUUCUGUCUUCAUCUAAAGCCAACUCCGGCUGUGACAGUCAGCUUUCCGCUUCCCGGUGUUUUUAUUAACGGGCAAACAUUUGAACAUCUUUUCAGCAGCGUUUGAUUAUUUAUUCCAGAGCUCCAGUUUACGGGUGUUAAAGUGAUAUAUUGAUUCGUGAAGAUGACGGGUAAAUCAGUGAAAGACAUUGACCGCUAUCAGGCUGUACUUACAUCCCUGCUCGCGUUAGAGGAAAACAAGUUUUGCGCUGAUUGUCACGCCAAAGGUCCUAGAUGGGCAUCCUGGAAUCUUGGAAUCUUCAUUUGUAUCCGCUGUGCAGGAAUCCACAGGAAUCUUGGUGUGCACAUAUCACGAGUUAAGUCUGUAAACUUGGACCAAUGGACUCACGAUCAGAUUCAGUCUGUUCAGGAGAUGGGGAACGCCAAAGCGCGACGACUAUAUGAGGCCUUUUUACCAGAGUGCUUCCAGCGCCCAGAAACAGACCAAGCUGCUGAGAUUUUUAUACGAGACAAAUAUGAUAAGAAGAAAUAUAUUGACAAGUGCAUUGAUAUCCAGUUGUACAGGAGAGAGAAGAGUGAGACAGUAACAAAAGAGGCUCCUGUUGUUUUUGAAAAGAUGAAGCUGAAAAAGGAUGAGUCGCAACAAUUCAAAAACAGCCCAAAGAAACAGUCACAGUCUGUUAAUGACUUAUUAGGACUAGAUGCUCCAGUUCCUCAAGCUCCUGUGUCCAAUAGCAAGCCAAGCACUGAACUUAGCCCUGCCCUUGACCUCUUUAGCUCUCUGCCUGCUGCUGUCAGCAGUUCAAAUUCAACCAGAAGCACGCCUAGCUCAGGGUCAAUGCCCACUGGGAGAGUAGCAGCAUCAGUGCCCGAGAACCUCAGCCUGUUUUUGGACCCGCCCACUAAAAGUGAAGACAGCGGCAAGAAGAUGUCCAAGGAUUUGAUCCUGUCCCUGUACAGCAGUGCAACUCCACAAACAAACAUGGCCACUCGUGCUGGCAUGUACAUGGGUGCAACACAUAUGGGCUACGUCCCUGCUGCAGGAUACGGCCAAUACCAGGCCCUCGGUGCCCAGCAGGCCAUGAUUGGGCCUAUCAUGGCUCCACAAAUGAAUGUACUUGGACAGGCAGGCGUCAUGCCGCAAACAGGAGUGGCAGCUGCUCCUCCGUACAUGGCAGGGGUGCAGGGGGGCAUGAUGGGAAUGCAAAACGGGAUGAUGGGAGGCAUGGCAACAGUUCCUCAGCAGGCAUAUGGAGCACAGCAGGCUCAACAACUGCAGUGGAACAUCAGCCAGAUGACUCAGCACAUGGCAGGCAUGAAUUUCUACGGUGCCAAUAACAUGAUGGGUUACGGGCAGCCCAUGGAUGGGGCAGCUGCUCCCGGUUCAAAUAAUAUGCUCGGGUCACAUGUGUGGAAGUGAUGGUGUCCUAAAGAGAGAACAGUCUGAAUGGUUGGGCUUGGCCGCAACUGACAGCAGAAGGAAGACAGAUUGUAGAAGGAAACACUCUUCUUUGGACACAAUGGGAGUCAAUUAGAUGAUCUCAACAGAAGUCCCUACCUCCCUCAUUCUCAGAGCCAUUUUCCACAUUCUCCUGCUUGCCUUCAAACAUUCAUGUACUCAGAGAGAGAAUCGAGCACAGUUGCAUUAGCAAGGUGUGGUGUGUAUUACAUAUGCAGCAUAACUCGCAUUUCUGAUGCUCUUCUCAACUGAGUGCUCCACACUUCACAGCUUCAGCGUUCCUAUAGUAAACAUUUUUGCAACAUCUGCUACCGGAUUUGGUUUUCAGUUCUCUCUUUCAUCAGUGAUCAGUGUUAUGUUCAGUUCACCCUAAAAUGGAAAUUCUGUCAUUUACGCACCCUCAUGGGUUUCCAAACCUGUAUUUCUUCUGUGUAAAACAAAAGUAGAUGUUUGGCACAAUGACAGCCUCAGUCACCAAUUCUUUUUCAUUGUAUGGAGAAAAGAUGCAAUGAAAGUGAAUGGUGAAUGAGACUAAUCAAAGAGUAUUUAUCAGAGACGGGCCACUUCUAUUAAAAUGAAUGGGAGAAAUAUGAACGCCUAUCCAAUGAGCUCUAGCGCCAAAUAGUCAACGGAUGUAGAAAGGAAGUCCAGCAUUACAGGUAAAAGAGCCAAUCACCUUUUAGAUACAGACAUCUCCUGUCAAUCAACUCGAGAAUGUGCAUGUGCAUUAGCUACACAAGCUGGGAAAAUUGUUCACCCAAAAAUUUCAAUUCUCUCAUAAUGUACUCACCCUCAUGCCAUCCCAGAAGUGUAUGACUUUGUUUCUUCUGCAGAACACAAAUUAUGAUUUUUUAAAGAAUAUUUCUGCUCUGUAGGUCCACAAUGCAAGUGAAUGGGUGCCAACAUUUUGACGCACCAAACAGCACAUUAAGGCAUCAUAAAAGUAAUCCAUACGACUUGUGUUUUAAUCCAUAUUUUCAGAAGUGAUAUGAUAGGUUUGGAUGAGAAACAGAUCCAUUUUUAAGGACUUUUUUGCUUGCAAUUCUUCUCCCUGCCCAGUAGAGGGCGGUAUGCGUGAAGAAUAUGAAUGUAAUCUGUUUCUCACCCACACCUAUCAUAUAGCUUCUUAGGAUAUAGAUUUAACCACUGGAGUCUUAUGGAUUACUUUUAUGCUGAUUUAUUUGAUUUUUGGAGCUUCAAAAUUUUGGCACCCAUUCAGUUGCAUUGUAUGGACCUACAGAGCUGAGAAAUUGUUCUACAAAUCUUUAUUUGUGUUCAGCAGAUGAAAGAAAGUCCUACACAUCUGGAAUGGCACAAGGAUGUGUAAAUGAUGAGAGAAUUUUCAUUUUUGGGUGAACUAUUCUUUUAAUCUGAGGUAAAGAAGCACAAUUUAUGAAAGCAGUGUUGUGAGAUUUUACUGAUGAUUUGAAAUAUGUCAUUUGAACGUAAGCUUGGCAAGCAGUUUUUGAGAUUCCGCUGUUCCUCCAUUCAAAUGGAUAGGAGCUGCACUGUCAUGACUGGAAAUAGCUUCCCAAGAGUGUUCUCCAAAGAUGGCCACCAAUGGACUGACUUGCUAGAAAGACUUGGACUAAUAUAUUGCCUUGCAUAUUUUAUGUUCCACAGAAGAUAGAAAGUUAUACGUGUUUGGCACAACAUGAGAGUGAAUAAAUGAUGACAGAAUUUCCAUAUUUGGGUCAACUACCCCAUUAGGUGGUUUGUGUCGUACCCCCCCCCCCCCAACCAAAUCACUUGAUCCUGUUGUUACAUAUGCUGCCUUAGGAGGUUGGCACUGGGUUUUGGAACGGAGCUUAUAUAUCCUAGUUUAAGCAUGCUCGCAACCAUAAAUGAACACUUGAAUGUGCAUACAGCUAUGCUCAGAAGCCAUUUCAGUUGUGAUGACAUGCCAUUUAUGUUUGUAAAAGUUAGAAUCUGUGUCUUACAAACUUAAUACUGCUAGGAGAAAAAUGUCCAUUACUGUGUUGGUAGGUCUGUGAUUUAGGGGCAAGCCUGUGAAUGAUCCUCUUAUGUUGUUCCUCUUUUUAACGCACAGGGUAUAUAGCUAAGUCCCUUCGACUCGGUGUUUUCACACUAAAUCGCAACUCAGGAGAAACAUAGGCUUGGGAGGAUGAGGGUUUUCACAUCCAUCUCAUAGCUAAAUAUUCACAUUCAGCCAAAGAUUUAUUAAAGCUUGGACGUCUGUACGGAUCUUUGGAUUGACAGGUUCUGGGUGGAUAAUCAUGCUCCAUGAUGUAGGUUCAGCCAUUUGGCAUUUGAGUGCAUUGGAGUCUGACCUCAAGCGUUUAAUGGCACUAGUGGUGCAUCGAUCAGGAAAUUUGAGGCCGAUACUGAUCUCCGAUUUUUAUAUAUUUUUUUAACACCAAGAUCGGCCGAUACCGAUUAUCUUUAAAAAUGCCCUUUGCACAUUAUAUUUUGCAGUUAUAUUUAUGCCCCACACAGUAAAAUUACGUUAACACUUUACAAAAAGGUUCCAUUUGUUAACAUUAUUUAACAACAUUACUGUAGUUAACAUGAACUAAUGAACUUAAUGUUAGUUGCAACAUAGACUAAUACAUUUUGAAAAUCAAAAUUUGUAUUAGUUAACAUUAGUUAAUGCACUAUAAACUAACAUGAACUAACAGUGAACAAUUGUAUUUUUAUUAACUAACAUUAUGAUUUAAAUGCUGUAAAAAUAUAUUGUUCAUGAUACCUAAUGCAUUAACUAAUGUUAAAGAAAUGAAAUCUUUUUAUUUAGUUAUUACACAGGGCGAAUAUACUAUUUAUUAAAUCUACUUUUUAUUACACAUCUUAUUUUAAUGUCUGGAAAACCAGACUUUUAAAUAUUACAUUUUAUAAAUGCAAUGACUGGAAUUGUUCGGUUGAAGGGUGUACCAAACUGUGAAUCCUGAACAAAACAGUUUGGUGCCACUCCUAAUUAGCUUCCACUUAGCUGACAACAAUGAAAAUAGCUACAUGAUUAGCUAGUUAAUGUAAGCUUGUUGUCACGGAGAGUAAAAGAUGGACUUUAUUUACUUUCCAGCAUUGCGUCUCACCAAUUAGGUAACAGCAAAGCGUGAAAUCAACACUCACCACACACAAUCCACCACCGCACCGUUGUCUGCUGAGUUGCAAAAAGAUGCUCUCUUACCUUUCAAUCUGCUACAUUACUGACUACACUGACAAACUAUAGCUGCCUAACAGUAAACAGAUGUGAUAAACAUGAGUGACAUGGUUGUCAGGGACAGGGUUAACGUUAUAUUAGUUAUAUAAAAUGAUGGGUUCAUUUUUUAUUAACUUUCCAGUAUGUAUUUCACAAACUAGUUAGCAAUUUAACGAGAAGAGAUCGCUCAAAUCCACACAGUUUAACUCCGCCCUGUCUGCAGAACCACCGUCAGCUCAGAGUCAGCUCUGUAAACAGUGGAGUCGGAGCAUGCUCUGUUGGACAAACUACACUAUGACACCAAUUCUAAAGCAUUGUUUUCUGCAUUAUAUGUUCUGAAAAAAAGUUUUCAUAUCGCCGCAUAUCGGUAAAAUAUACACCGAUACGAUAUAUCGGCAAAAGGCUAAUAAAACCGAUAAAACCGACUAACCGAUAUGUCACAGUUAAUUUAGUGGAGUUGGCUACACGUAUUCAGCUUUAGAUGUAGGCUACGUCCUUCUCAUCUCUGUCACUGCUUGCAUGUUGAUAGCAGACAUUCUGAAGAAUAUUUGUGAGGUCUUGUCCAUGUGAAUGUGAUUUAAAGCCACACGUUGCAAAGCUUAAAAUCUUAUUAGUGCAGCGGUUGAUUGACAGGUAGUAUUUUCAACCUAGAAGUCCUUGGUUUCACUAGACACGCGCAUGGAGAGUUUAAAAAAAUCUUCUAUCAUAUAUCCACUAUCGUGUGCAUAGACAAUUAUAACAGAUGCUACAUACCCCCCCUAAAUGUCGCCCUAGAACUGAAACGAAUUCAAGUAUGAUGAAUAAAAAUAGACCAUGAUGGAAAUUUGAAAACUCUGUCAGAGUAAAAAGAUUGUUUUCUAGCGCAACCCGUAUAGCAAAUGAUUUGUUUGAAGCUCAGGGAACAGCAUGGCCUUUCUGUAGAAUCCUUCCCAGUGAUGUGGUCGUGAAUAUUAUGGGGAAAACACAGUUUUAACAUGACCAUUUUCUCCAAAUGUGUAAAAGCUUCAUAAACACUCAGUUUACAUUGUUCCUGUGAGUUGUAACACCUUCUAUUGAUUGGUCAGCUUCAGGUAGAUCGGCAAAUCGGGCCAAAUUUUUUAAACAUUUGUAAACAAUUGUGGUAGUGAGCUGCUCGUAAGCCACUCGGCUCCGCUCAUAAUUCCUCUCACACAAUGCGAGCUGCGACCACACGAGCACCCACGAUUUCCACACGAUCUCUCCCGACUGGAAAAAAUAGGUCGGGAGCUCACAUGACAGCCGAAAAUCGCACCGUGUACGCCCACCUUAAGACGAAUAUCGGCCGAUUUUGAUCGGUGCACCCCUAAAUGGUACCAUUGAUUGUAUUGUACUCUGCUUUUCUCCUCAUUACUGAAUGCUGGGUCAACACUGUCAGGAUGAACCUUUGGGAAUCUGAGGCUGCAGUUUGGACAGAGACCAACUGAUUGUUUCACUCUGGCUUCGGCCAAUGAGAGCAGGAUUUACCAUAGACACUGUGUGAAGUUCAUUCAAAGCAGUCAGCUUGGGGUUUUAUUGACUGGUAUAGUGUAAACACUGUUUGUUAACAUUUAAAGGAACCAAAUGCAUCUUCUAUUUAAAGGACAGUCUAGAGUAGAUAGGAACAGCUCUUAUAUGUUGUGAGCGUGUAAACAACCCGCUGAACCACAGUUCUGACCUCUGAUCUUUUAAACUAGAGCAUAAGGAGAAACUAGGACCCCUUUAAUAUGAUUGCAUAAUCAAGGAGCUAUAGACACAUUUUAAAAUGUGCUGUUGCAUAUGUUUAUCUUUUUAUUCAGGAGAUGUUUAAAUCUUGCAUAGCUAUAGAAAACGUUCUGCCCAUGAAACAGAUGAAUAUAAAGUGUACAAAUGCAGCGGUUUGUAAAUUAGUUAAUUUACGAUAUUUGGUUGCGGUGUUUGUUUGUUUUUUUUUCACUAUGGCCCUGACUGUAAAGAAUUGUUUGCUAAAAAUUAUGAUUGUGUUGUGACCACUCAGGUGGUCUGAAAUGACAAUAUACUGUAAGGUCUGAACUGUCUUUGUUAUUCUGUCAAUGCGCAUCACUGCCCUCUACUGGCCAACACGUGAUCAUCAGUGAUGUAAAAAGAAAGCGGUGUGAGAUUAAUGUUUUUAGCAAAUUAUUUGUGAUCUCACAUAUGUGCAAAGUUGCUGAAUGUGUUUGUUGUUCUGCUGUACUUUUUUACUGUGCAAAAAGUUUCUAAGUUGAAUCUGCACUGCAUUUUUCAGGUUUUGAAUUUUUGUUUGCUUUAUUCCAAUUAAAUGGGACUGUGUUCUCAUAUUUUCUCCUAAUUUGGCACAUUUGAGCUUGUAUAUAGAAAAUAUGGCAUGUACCGGUAAUACCCUGUAUGUAAAGUCCAAGUUCCUUGGGUUUUAUCUUUGAUUUAAAACUAUUGUUAUAAUGGCACUUUACUACUCAGAAUUUGUGUGCAUGAAUUGUUGUUUCUUGAGAAAGUUUGAUCAGAAGUGAUUAGCUAAUAAGUUUAUUACGGACAUCAUUCAAUUCCAUAUGCAACAGUCUCGCGCGCAUGCUAGCUAUUCCAAAACAGCAAUGUUCAAACUGACUUCAUAAUAUAUCAGUGGGCUGAAAAGUGUUGCUUUUGAUUCGAUUUACCACACCGGGUAGGUCUGCAUUUAAAGGAAUAGUUUGCCCACCCAAAAAUGACAAUUAUGCCCUUAUGGACUCACCCUCAUGUUGUUCCAAACCCAUUUGACUUUCCUUUUCCGUACUUCUGUGUUUUGCAGAAGAAAGAAAGUCAUACAUAUUUGGAAUGUCAUGAGGGUGAGUAAAAAGAACUUUUUUGCAUGGGUGAACUAUUCCUUUAACCUUGCACUUGAAUGUAUCCAUGUCCAUCCUGAGUGUGAAGCAGUAAACUUGUGUUAUGCAUAUCAGAUUAUUUAAAGUAGAAUGUUGAGGGUUUACUUUUGUUGUUGUCCUCAAUUUAAGAAAAGCAAUACUGGGUAGACUUAUGUCUUUGGCUAUGAAAUGACAGCCUGUUUCAAAUUUGAAUACAAUAAUCUGUUUGCAAGUAGUUAAUAGAGAAGCAAGGAUUCUCAAAUAACUUGUACUGCAUUCAUACAAAGAUCUCGUUCAAAAAUGCAAAUGCUAUACAAUGCAUAUCUUAUACCACACAUACAAUAAAUGCUUUUGUUUUAUGCUAGUGAUAAACGUUAAACCCUCAAUUGCUAUUUUCUUAGUAUGCAUCGAAAUUGUUCCUUUUCUGAAAUUUCAAGUGUGUCAGUUCAGAAUUGUGAAGGGCUUAAUUGUUUCCAGGAAUGGUUGGCAACAUGCUUGCAGACUCAAGUAAGAUUUUGUGAGCUGUGCACAGUUUAUUAUCACCCCUUUUGGUGAAAUGGUGCUAAAAUAUCAUCUGCCCACAUUCAAUUGUGGAGGUCUUCUUGAACAUUCUAUUUCUGUGAAUUGUUCACACUUUGAGAGAAUGCAAUGUAAUUUAAUUGUCUGUUGUUUUGAAUGGAUUACAUCAGUGUAUACAUGUGUGGGUUACUUGCAAAGUUGCUCAAUAUUGUUUUCUUCCUUUUUAAUAUUUUUCAGGAUAUCUAUCAAAGGCUUGAAUGUAAAAUAAGAUGAGAAAUAAACAUCUUAACUGCAA